AUGUAUAUCCCAUCUCUCCUCCUUUCCAUCCUUGGAGUAGUCUCCAUUGCCUGGGCAUUCCCCAGCCAAAUCUCAAAUCCGGAGCAGCUCCGAGGAAGUAGCUUUGCAUCGCAGAAGCUUGAUGCAAAUGCAGAUGAAGACAGUCUUCGGUACCAGCCAGCCUUUUACUUUGACAAGGGGAUCUGUAAAGGCGCCAAAAGGCCCAUACCUUACCUUUCAAGUCGACCCGUAAACACCAGUGUACCAGAUGGUGGGGCUUGCGUUUCGAGAUCUCUAGUAUCCAAGAGAAAGGUCUACACGAGGAAGCGCUGCAACAACGGUUGGUGCGCAUACAUGUAUGAGUACGAACUUGCAUCGGGGUUCUUGUGUUACCGCAAACCCCGUUGGGAAAACAUAGUGGUCUUUGUCAAGAACAACACCGUCCAGCACGUUGCAGCUUCAGAAAACGGAGUAUACAUUCGCAGGGACAAACCCCACCUACAAGAGGGCCAUCCUCUGAUGCUAAAUUAUGGGCCUGUUUCCCAUCGGAGUGCUGUCUUUCGUUUUGCCAACAAGGGGCACGUGGAGAAAAUUAGGAAGGAUGUUGGGGAAUGGGUUGUCGCAAAUCUAGUUAAUUGGGAUGGGUCUCCUACACCAGCGCUGAACAAGAAGUUGUCAACUCAUGACGCUCGGAGGAAAAAGUUCCAUUUGGCGGAUGAGCACUUUACGGAGGCUUUGUACGAGGCAGCCGGGGAAUGUGUUCCUGGAUUUGAUUGUGAGAGUGGUGAAACGAAGGAUAUGCACAAGGAAAGGCAGAAGAAGAAAGUGAAGACUAAGGACAAGGACAAGAUUGAAGAGGAAGAGAAGGACUCGGAUAAAAAGUUCGAUAUCAAGGAGACUGUAAAGGGUAAGGACAAACAUGAAGCGGAAGAGAAGGACCAAACGAUUGAGAGAGGUAAGGGGGAGGUGGAGUUGAAAAAAUUCGAUAUUGAUGAGGAUAAGGAGGACAAGAAUGACAAGGAGGAUAAUAAGAAUAACAAGGAGAAUAAGAAUGACAAGGAGGAUAACAAGAAUGAUAAGGAGGAUAACAAGAAUGACAAGGAGGAUGAUAAGAAGGAGGAGGAGAACUAA
Molecule: messenger RNA, 1110 nt
Organism: Fusarium verticillioides 7600
Lineage: Eukaryota; Fungi; Ascomycota; Sordariomycetes; Hypocreales; Nectriaceae
Exons: 2
Coding region: 1-1110 (369 amino acids)
Source: RefSeq, a predicted model, not a curated record